UUUAAUAUCUUUGUUUCCGCGAAAACCCAGAUUCCUCGUGGGCUAAGAACAAUGGAGAAGAAGAAAUCAGAGGUUUCGUCAACGGAAGCUGUUCUUCUUGGAGCUCUCGCUCCAGGCGUUAAUGCUCCAACAUGGAACACUCUGAAAUUCGCGUUUCUUCUGCUGGGUCUCUGUCUCACUUUCAUGCUCUCCAUAGCUUUCACCAGUGGCCAAUCCAUGUUGCUUGUUCAUGUUGGCUUUCUCAUUAUAAUCGCCUCUACUCUCUUUUUCCUCCUCAAUUGGUUCCUUGCUCAGACAGGCUUGGUACCAGUAGAGACGCAAAUGCAGGACCUGAACUUGUCACCUACUGAUAAAAGCAAAUGAUCGAGCACAGUAUAUUUGUACUUACUCAGACGCAGACACAGAAGUAACAGAACAUUCAACAGUAGAGAGAUCAAGCAAAUAGGAGGAUUUGGAUUUGUGCAACGAAAGUGGACAUCGGCUUUUGUUUUCUCAAAUUCUUUCCUUGGUUCCCUUCUCUUCUUUUAUUUUCUUUAUUUGGCUUGAGGAAGCACAAGCACAAGCAGCAAUGGAAAUGAGACAAGAACCUCAUCUUGAUCAGGGUUUGAUUUGCUCAAUUCCCCAACAUUAGUUACUUUUUUGGUUCCCCUUUAUUUGUUUCUGUUUCUCGGAAGCUAUUUUCAGACUAAGUUUAUUCCUCCCAUGUAAGAAGAUGAUUGUUAUGGAUUGAUUGUUUUCAUACGUAACCUUGUUUAUAAUGGUUUCAAGGCUGAAUUAACUCAAA
Molecule: messenger RNA, 784 nt
Organism: Eutrema salsugineum
Lineage: Eukaryota; Viridiplantae; Streptophyta; Magnoliopsida; Brassicales; Brassicaceae
Exons: 3
Coding region: 52-363 (103 amino acids)
Source: RefSeq, a predicted model, not a curated record